Paramecium sonneborni is the source of this 428-nucleotide messenger RNA. NCBI's taxonomy places the organism in Eukaryota, Ciliophora, Oligohymenophorea, Peniculida, Parameciidae. The record is from the annotation of a GenBank genome assembly.
AAUGAAGCUACUUAUAGCAGUCCUUCUUGUAUCUGCAGUGUUUGCUGUAAUUCCAACAAAAGUGACAAAUUGCAUGGCAAAUCCAGAUAUUGUAUUUACAGAAGCAACAUUGAGUGUCUAACCAUAAAAAGGAGUAGAUGAAACUAUUACACUUUAUGGAACUGCAAACGCUCAUUGUGAAUUAGCUAAUAUGUAAUUAAAAGCUAAAUGGAAUGGAGUCGAUGUCUUUUAAGAAGAUUUUCCAGAGGAUGAAAUCUAUGAUAAGGAUGAUAAAGUUGUUUAUUCAUUAACAUAAAACUUCCCAACAUAUACACCAUCAGUAAGAUAUUAUCAUUAAUUAAUUUUAGGGAAAAAUCACCACUCAAUUUUAUUUCUAGAAUGCCAAGGGAACAAGCUUUGGAUGUGCUGAAAUAUCAAUUGUUUUGUGA